GCAUUCUGUUAACCACGGUUAAGCCUGAACCCAUUCUCCAUCUCUCUCUCUCUCUCUCUCUCUCUCAUCCGAUCCAACUUUAGGUGGUUAUUCGGAACAAAAUUUCCCCAACUUGGUGUGUUUUCUGAUCCGGACGUGAUCUGAAAACAAUCGAGUUCAGUUCAGAAUUCUUAUACUAUAUCGUGACGAGAGCUUCAUGCUCAGGUAAAUGGAGACGCAGCGGAUAAUGGAGAUUCCGCAUAGGAGCAUAGACAAGAGGCCAAGGAAGAGACCUCGUUUAACAUGGGACAUGCCUCCUCCUCCGCCUCCUAUUCCUCCUCCUCUUCCUUGCAAGGUUCUUCCAGCUUCAAAUCGCAGCCAGGAGGUUGGGAAUGGCAUUGUUCCAAAUCAUGUUUAUUCAUCAUCCAUGUUUUAUAGGGGAACGUCUCGCAAUGGAUCGCCCCCUUGGAGGCCUGAUGAUAAAGAUGGUCACUAUGUUUUUGCCGUGGGUGAAAAUUUGACACCACGAUACAGGAUUCUUGGUAAAAUGGGUGAAGGAACAUUUGGUCAAGUCUUGGAAUGUCUUGACAAUGAAAAGAAAGAAGUUGUGGCAAUUAAAAUUGUUCGCUCCCUAAUCAAGUAUCGUGAGGCUGCAAUGACUGAAAUUGAUGUGCUGAUGAGGCUAGCCAAACAUGAUGUUUCUGGUUCUCGUUGUGUGCAAAUACGGAAUUGGUUUGACUAUCGUAAUCAUAUUUGUAUUGUAUUUGAGAAGCUUGGACCAAGCUUAUACGAUUUUCUACGCAAAAACAGCUAUCGUUCUUUUCCCAUUGAUCUAGUUCGGGAGUUUGCCAGACAACUUUUGGAGUCUGUAGCAUUUAUGCAUGAUUUAUGCUUGAUUCACACUGAUUUGAAGCCAGAGAAUAUUCUGCUUGUCUCAUCAGAAUUUAUCAAAGUGCCAGAUUAUAAGUUUUUGUCACGGACCACAAAAGAUGGCUCCUAUUUCAAGAAUCUUCCCAAGACAAGUUCCAUUAAACUCAUUGAUUUUGGGAGUACAACAUUUGAGCAUCAAGAUCAUAGUUAUGUAGUGUCAACAAGACAUUAUCGUGCACCAGAAGUUAUCUUAGGUCUUGGAUGGAAUUAUCCUUGUGACCUUUGGAGUGUAGGCUGCAUAUUAGUUGAACUUUGCACAGGUGAGGCACUUUUCCAGACGCAUGAGAACUUGGAACAUCUUGCCAUGAUGGAGCGAGUUUUAGGGCCACUGCCUCCCCAAAUGGUGGUCAGGGCAGAUCGUCGAGCCGAGAAGUAUUUUAGAAGGGGUGCACGUUUGGGUUGGCCUGAUAGUUCAACUUCAAGAGAAAGCAUGAGGGCAGUUUGGAAAUUGCCUCGAUUACCGAACCUUAUAAUGCAGCACGUUGAUCAUUCUGCCGGUGACUUGAUUGACCUCUUGCAAGGGCUUUUACGGUAUGAACCAGUAGAGCGGCUUAGAGCAAGGGAAGCGUUAAGACAUCCCUUCUUUUUGCCAGGAGAUCCUAAAAGAUAUGGUUACUCAUUAUAAGUGACAAAAUGGUGUGGAGAAGAAAACACUGCCGAGAAUGUAGGGUAAUAUCAACACAAAUACUAUGAGUCAUUUUAUUGCUCCACUGUAUAGUGAAAAAGUGGAUUGCAUCACUUUUUGUACUAUGCAUUCUUUGUGUGUUAGUCGUCUCCUUUCGUUUCUUCGGCCCUCCCCCAUAAUUGGUGUUUUAGUGUGUAAAUUAAUUUGGUGAGUAGUCAAAUGUUGACUUCGUUAUACGUCAGUUAUUGGUUAUUGCCUCUCAGUGAUUGAGAAUAGGGCAUUAUAUGUCUCUCUGGAAUUUUAUCUUCUCAGUUUGCUGCAUGGUGUUUUAAUUGCCCACUUACUUGUUUCUUGAUGAUUUUGUGAAAUGAAUGAUGUAAAGUCACGGUGAUAAUGUGGAAACACAUUACUGUGAUGUACUUAGUAUAUAAGUAAGCAACAAUAUA
This is a messenger RNA of Arachis ipaensis, 1980 nucleotides long. RefSeq names its product serine/threonine-protein kinase AFC1 (gene FC1). Gene Ontology annotation, cellular component: nucleus. Gene Ontology annotation, biological process: protein phosphorylation. Lineage: Eukaryota; Viridiplantae; Streptophyta; Magnoliopsida; Fabales; Fabaceae. The record is from RefSeq and is a predicted model, not a curated record. Gene Ontology annotation, molecular function: protein serine/threonine kinase activity; ATP binding.